AUGAGAGAAGUUAACUUCAGUAUUCCAAACGUCAACAAGGCGUCGGUCGGCAUCACGACCGCCCUCUACGACCGACGAGCCCUCGACUGCACAUCCACCCUUCCUCUCAUCAACUCUCUCAACCAUCUCGCCUACCUGACUACAUCCUCGGCUCGCAUUCGCGAUAUUCUCACCGUUGAUGGUGGCAUCGAACGCCUAGUAUGCAUUCUAAAACGCGGUCGGAGCAAGGACAUGAUGGAUAUGUGGAAGUGGAACUUGGCCUUCCAGUGCGUUGUCAACAUUGGUGUCAGGGGCACUGAAAACGUUCGCACCCGGGUUGUCGAGGCCGACAUGGUCCCCGUCAUCGCCACCAUUCUCGACAAUUACAUCAAAGUCACCGAAAAGUGCAGAGACAAGUCGGAGGACAAGAGCAAGGAUCAUCACCACCGUCACAGGAGCCACGAACAUCGCAGUGUUCACAAGGCUCCGUCCUUCACCAACAGAUCCAGCCGUACCGAGGUUGAUCAGAGAGCCUCCAGACGCCAGGCGCCUCCGCCUUCCAUCGACGUUUCUGCGACUUACGCAGGCUCCUCCUCAAGCUCUGCGGUGGACCAACAGAACACCGAGUCCACACCCACUCCACCCCAAUACCCGCUGGCAUCCUCUGCCGAGCGACCUGCAUUCCCAGCUCACCGUCACCAUCAUCAUCACCAUCACCAUCAUUACCGUGCCGCCGAGGCUCGCCACGUCGUUGCAUCUCCUUCCCGUCAGGUUGUGCUGCCGUUAGCACCCGCCGUGCCUACCACUGAAACUAUGGAAGGUUUCGUACGACCGGUUCGCGAUGCUGACCGUCUUGCGUCGAUGAUGACUUUUGGCAACGCAAACUUGGCUUCGCAACCGUCCUCCCCCACAACCCCCUUGCCGCCUCCGCAGAUGCGAUCUCCUACUGUCCGGCCGACUUCGGGACUUGCACCCACCAAUCGCUCCCGUCGCCGUCCUUCUAUCCGCCACCAAAACUCCACCGUCGACUCGGACGACUUGGUUGGAGACGACGCGCCUUCCGACGAGUCUCCGGAUGCCGAAAUGUCGGGCACUGGCACUGAAAUCCAGUCCGCCGUAAAUAUCCAAGAUAUCACUAUGGAAGAGGGAGACAGCAUGCUUGCUGGCUCUACCACGCUCGAUCUGAACACUCCCACUGUGUCAGAGACGCAGGAUACCGGAGCCUUCAACAUUACCCAUCGCGGCCCUGUGGAAACCAGCAACACUGCUGCUACGACGCCAGCCCCUGUCCCUCCCAUUGGCCUGUCACCGAACCGCCCCACCAUGGUCACACCCCCCCAACCCGCCAUUCCCAACGCCAGCGUUCCCCGGUACCUGCUCGAUCGGCAACUCGUACCCAACGCCCAGAUGCUUGCUGCUAUGCCACGUGAAGAAGACGUUCUGAUGUCCCUUCAGUUGCUUGCAUAUGUCUCCAAAUACUGUGGCCUAAGGUCGUAUUUUCAAAAGAGCCACUUGGUUCCCAGGCUUAAGAUUGGAAAGGAACUCCGCUAUCUGGACGGCGAGGACGCUCCGAAGGAACAGAUUGAAGAGGAAGAGCUGGAGGAAGAGUUUUUGCUACCCAACGACUUCAACAUCUUCCCGCUCGUGGAGAAGUUCACAGUCCGACACCACAGUACAGAUAUGCAAUACUGGGCCGGGGUUGUCAUGAGAAACCUUUGCCGCAAGGAUGAUACCCGCGGAGGCAUCCGUCAGUGUGCAUACUAUCAGUGCGGCAAGUGGGAAGAGUUUACCCGCCAAUUCGCCAAGUGUCGCCGCUGCCGCCGCACCAAGUACUGCAGCAAGGAGUGUCAAAAGAGUGCGUGGGCUUUUCAUCGACACUGGUGCGUUGCCGCGACGCAGUGA
Colletotrichum orchidophilum is the source of this 1881-nucleotide messenger RNA. RefSeq names its product MYND finger. Gene Ontology annotation, cellular component: MUB1-RAD6-UBR2 ubiquitin ligase complex. Bases 1 to 1881 code for a protein of 626 amino acids. The record is from RefSeq and is a predicted model, not a curated record. The transcript has a single exon. Lineage: Eukaryota; Fungi; Ascomycota; Sordariomycetes; Glomerellales; Glomerellaceae. Gene Ontology annotation, biological process: ubiquitin-dependent protein catabolic process; establishment or maintenance of cell polarity.